AUGUCUCUAUAUUUUUCACUACUGCGGCUACAGCAACAGCGACUACUGCUCAUGACCUUCUACGUCCUCGCCCAUCUUCUGCUGAAUAUGCCGUUCUCGAAAACUGCCGUAAUGGAGAGUAAUUGGUCAAAUCGCAUAGGAGGAGUACUCCAAGCAGAAGAGCACGUUCUGCACGUGAAAAAUGACCCUGUGAAGAAGGAAGUCGAAGAACCCGUACGGGCGCCUCAUCUGCUCCCGUCGGCUGACCGGUGGAUCCGACUUCGUGCACCUGCCCAACUUGAGGAACAUCGCAAGGUCCCUAUAGGUGUUUAA
This is a messenger RNA of Dibothriocephalus latus, 312 nucleotides long. The record is from the annotation of a GenBank genome assembly. Lineage: Eukaryota; Metazoa; Platyhelminthes; Cestoda; Diphyllobothriidea; Diphyllobothriidae.